Micropterus dolomieu (smallmouth bass) is the source of this 1267-nucleotide messenger RNA. It is a transcript of the gene st8sia6, whose product is annotated as ST8 alpha-N-acetyl-neuraminide alpha-2,8-sialyltransferase 6. NCBI's taxonomy places the organism in Eukaryota, Metazoa, Chordata, Actinopteri, Centrarchiformes, Centrarchidae. The record is from RefSeq and is a predicted model, not a curated record. The transcript has 7 exons. The coding region runs from base 33 to 1097 and encodes 354 amino acids. Gene Ontology annotation, biological process: N-glycan processing; oligosaccharide metabolic process. Gene Ontology annotation, molecular function: alpha-N-acetylneuraminate alpha-2,8-sialyltransferase activity.
UAGCGGUUGAAGUUAGCAGGAGAUUUAGAGGUAUGAGGGGACAACUCUUGAAGUCACUUUACUCUUUGACGAUCACGCUCCUCUGUUUGGGGAGCCUGCUGGCCACUGUCAUCUGGCACAUGUACGACAACAACAAUGAGGAACUUCACAAGCCGCCUCCUCAAAAAAAAAAAGCCCCUCCGCCCUCUGACCUCUGUAAAGGCUGCAUGGAGGUCAUCAACAAAAUAAAUGACCGUUACUCUCAAACAUGGAAGAAGCAAGAGGACAAUUACACAAAAUUCAGAUCUCAGCUGAGCAGCAAGUGCCAUGGUUUUGACAAGGCCAUCAUUACUCAGGCCAACACUCAACUGGGCUCAACGAUUGUCUACGACGGGGAAAAGCAAAGGACUCUCAAGGUGACCAGAGAGAUUUUCAGCACUUUUGCAAAGGAGCAUCCUUUCCCAAAUAAAACAUGGGAUACGUGUGCUGUCGUCGGGAACGGAGGGAUCCUGACCGACAGCGGCUGUGGAAAGAUGAUCGAUUCAGCUCAAUUUGUUCUCAGGUGCAACCUUCCUCCUUUGGAAAACGGCUAUGAGAAACAUGUGGGCAUCAAGACUGACCUUGUGACAGCAAACCCAAGCAUACUCAUAAAUAAGUAUGGGGCUCUAAAUGGACGUCGACGUCAAUUUGUGGAGAGUCUGCAUAGCUACGGCAACUCUCUGUUGCUCCUUCCUGCCUUCGCUUUUGGCUUUACCACUCCUGUGUGCCUGCGGGCCUUCUACACUCUUGAGGACUUUAAAAGCCCUAUCCGGCCCGUCUUCUUCAACCCUGACUACCUCCAGAAUCUGGCCCUCUUCUGGCAUUCCCAAGGUCUACGAGAAGUGCGGCUCAGCACCGGUAUGAUGAUGACCAGCCUUGCUCUGGAACUCUGUGCCAAUGUGCAUCUGUACGGGUUCUGGCCCUUCAGUAAUCACCCACAUGGACUCUAUGCCCUGACAAACCACUAUUAUGAUGACAUGAAAGCUGUAAAUGGUUUUCACGCCAUGCCGGCUGAGUUUGACCUCUUGUUGCGGCUGCACAGUGAGGGGGUGCUCAAGCUUCAUCUGAGAGAUUGUUGACCAGGUAAAAAGUAAUUGCCAGACCCAGGGGCAGCUAACAGAACUGAAGCAAAGUCCAUUCUUUGUAGCCUCACAAUGAAGCCAGUCACUCAUGAAGUCUUUCAUAUAUUCAGUAAUAUGUUAUAUGUUUUUUGUUAUGUUAAUAAAUGGAUUGGCAUAUCCGACUUUAA